CCGGCCUCCACUUUGCCGGUGAUGAUGAUGGUAGUGGUGUCGUGUGUGGGUGCGAAGACGUGGAUAUCCGUCCUCCAGCCGGAUGCUCUGUUGUGAAAUUACAGAAACCUGCGUAAUCCCUUCAACCUUCUCUCUUCGCUUCUUGUUUCGCACUCAUCUAGGCAUGGCUAUGUCUGAACAUCACCAAUUCCACAACUACCUUCAGCAAUCUAAACCCUUCAGAGAUGUACUCAACAACAUGGACGCUCAAAUUGCAGCGCCGGUUAGCUAUAUCAACGCCAAUCAUCCUCCCUACAUUCCUCAAUUUCAUGUGGUAGGAUUUGCACCUGGUACGGAUGUUAGCGAUGGCGGAUUUGAAUUGAAGAGGAAUUAUGAUUUGGAAUUGAGAAACAAGAGGCCGAAAGAGCAGGAGUUUUUUGAGAAUAAUAAUGUAAAUUCUCAGAUAUCAUCUAUUGAUUUCUUGCAGCAAUGAUCAGUCUCAACAGGUUUAGGGUUGUCUCCCUUGACGGGAAUAGUUAUGUUAUUUGAUUUGCCAAAAGUGGCGGCCCUUUUAGCCCAAAAAGGAAUCUUUUAACAUCUGAUCCCCCAACGUCUUUUUUCCUAACCCUUUUGGCCCCUAACACUAACCCCGUCCAUUUACUUUUAGGGGUCAAAAGUGUUAGAAAAAAAUACGUUGGGGGCCAAAAGGGUUAGGAAAAUUUUUUCUCUUAUAACGUUCGUUCAUUAGUUCUUUUUACAAAAACUAAAUACGUGUAUAAAAAAAUUAUAUAGUAUCGGUCCUAUUAGAACCAUUACUGGUAUUUUUUUA
Helianthus annuus (common sunflower) is the source of this 808-nucleotide messenger RNA. RefSeq lists its product as uncharacterized. The record is from RefSeq and is a predicted model, not a curated record. The transcript is spliced from 3 exons. NCBI's taxonomy places the organism in Eukaryota, Viridiplantae, Streptophyta, Magnoliopsida, Asterales, Asteraceae. Bases 83 to 472 code for a protein of 129 amino acids.